CAGAGCGCCGCCCACCCAUCCGGGGCGAAGCGCGCGGGGAAGCAGGCUGGGCCGGGGGCUGCCAGCCUCAACCCCCACGGUGACCCCUCGGCCCCCCAGCCCGGACCCAAGAUGAUGAAGAGGCAGCUGCACCGCAUGCGGCAGCUGGCCCACACGGGCAGCUUGGGACGCACCCCAGAGACUGCCGAGUUCUUGGGUGAGGACCUGCUGCAGGUGGAGCAGCGCUUGGAGCCAGCUAAGCGAGCGGCCCACAAUGUUCACAAACGGCUGCAGGCCUGUCUACAGGGCCAGAGCGGGGCUGACAUGGACAAGCGGGUGAAGAAGCUUCCUCUCAUGGCUCUUUCCACCACGAUGGCUGAGAGCUUCAAAGAACUGGAUCCCGAUUCCAGCAUGGGGAAGGCCUUGGAGAUGAGCUGUGCCAUCCAGAACCAGCUGGCCCGAAUCUUGGCUGAGUUUGAGAUGACCCUGGAGAGAGAUGUCCUGCAGCCGCUCAGCAGGCUGAGCGAGGAGGAGCUGCCUGCCAUCCUGAAACACAAGAAGAGCCUGCAGAAGCUGGUGUCUGAUUGGAACACCCUCAAGAGCAGGCUCAGCCAGGCAGCCAAGAACUCAGGGAGCAGUCAAGGCCUGGGUGGCGGCCCAAGCAGUCACGGCCACCUCACCACCGCCAACAAGGUGGAGACACUGAAGGAGGAAGAGGAGGAGCUAAAGAAGAAGGUGGAGCAGUGCAAGGACGAGUACCUGGCUGACCUGUACCACUUCUCCACCAAGGAGGACUCUUACGCCAACUACUUCAUUCAUCUCCUGGAGAUUCAGGCUGAUUACCAUCGCAGGUCACUGGCCUCACUCGACACAGCCCUCGCUGAGCUGAGAGACAACCACAGCCAAACAGAUCUCUCCCCCUUGAUGACGGCUGCCCCCGUCUCCAGGGUAUAUGGGGUGUCCCUGAGAACCCACCUGCAAGAGCUCAGUCGUGACAUCGCCCUGCCAAUCGAGGCCUGUGUCCUAAUGCUGCUGUCAGAGGGCAUGCAGGAGGAGGGCCUCUUCCGUCUGGCGGCCGGGGCCUCUGUGCUGAAGCGUCUCAAGCAGACAAUGGCCUCAGAUCCCCACAGCCUAGAGGAGUUCUGCUCAGACCCCCAUGCCGUGGCAGGUGCCCUCAAGUCCUAUCUCCGGGAACUGCCAGAGCCUCUGAUGACCUCUGACCUCUAUGAUGACUGGAUGAGGGCAGCCAGCCUGAAGGAGCCUGGCGCUCGCCUGGAGGCGCUCCGUGAUGUUUGCAGCCGCCUGCCGCAAGAGAAUUUCAACAACCUCAGGUACCUGAUGAAGUUCCUGGCACUACUGGCAGAGGAGCAAGAGGUGAACAAGAUGACACCCAGCAACAUCGCCAUUGUCCUGGGGCCCAACCUGCUGUGGCCUGCUGAGAAAGAAGGGGAUCAGGCCCAACUGGAUGCAGCCUCUGUGUCCUCAAUUCAGGUGGUGGGUGUGGUCGAGGCGCUGAUACAGAAUGCAGACACCCUCUUCCCUGGAGAUAUCAACUUCAGUGUAUCCGGCAUCUUCUCAACCCUGGCCCCCCAGGAAAAAGUCAGUAGCCAACGAACCACAGAGGAAUCGCCACCUGCUGCUGCGCCCGCACCAGCUGCCACCCCAACUCCCGCCUCGACACCUGCGAAAGAGAGGACAGAGUCGGAGUUGCCCAAACCAGCUUCUCCCAAGGUCAGCAGGAGCCCCACAGAAAUGGCUGCUUCAGCAGAGGACAUGACUCGGAGAACCAAGCGCCCGGCACCAGCCCGACCUACCAUGCCGCCUCCCCAGCCCUCCAGUGCACGCUCGUCCCCUCCAGCUCCAUCCCUGCCCCCCGGCUCUGGCAGCCCUGGCACUCCCCAAGCUCUGCCACGCCGUCUGGUAGGCACCAGCCUCCGGGCCCCCACGGUGCCUCCCCCGUUACCCCCCGUUCCUCCGCAGCCUGCCCGGCGCCAGAGCCGGCGUUUACCAGCCUCCCCCAGCCCAGCUUCCCCUGGCCUCAUCACUUCCAGUGCGCCUGCGCAGGUGGACCAGGGAGUCGCCGCGGAGGACAGAGGAGGCCCUGUAGGUGGGCACGCCACUCCUCCAAUUCUGCCACCCCAGCCCCGGCCCAGGGGCCUCACCUCAGAGACGGAUUGAGCAGGCCCUCCUGCCUGCCCAGUCCUCAGUGUCCCCUCCCUUCCUACCUUGUCCUCCCAGGACAGCCCUUGCCCUGUGCCUAGGUGCCUGCUGGGUCGGCCCCCAUGGCUAGGAGGGCUCAGGCCAGCCCUCUACUUUCUGACCUUUCCCCUUCCACUUUGAGCUUGGGGACUCCCACCUGACUUCCCCAGAAGGAAGGAUGGACUUGCCCAUUCCCACAGCCCUUUUAUUUUUCUCUUGCCAAUGUAUUUUUGU
This is a messenger RNA of Peromyscus eremicus (cactus mouse), 2412 nucleotides long. It is a transcript of the gene Sh3bp1, whose product is annotated as SH3 domain binding protein 1. Gene Ontology annotation, molecular function: protein binding; GTPase activator activity. Gene Ontology annotation, biological process: positive regulation of GTPase activity; regulation of actin cytoskeleton organization; signal transduction. Bases 112 to 2157 code for a protein of 681 amino acids. The record is from RefSeq and is a predicted model, not a curated record. Gene Ontology annotation, cellular component: intracellular anatomical structure; cytosol; cytoplasm. NCBI's taxonomy places the organism in Eukaryota, Metazoa, Chordata, Mammalia, Rodentia, Cricetidae. The transcript is spliced from 18 exons.